CCCUGGUACGCAAACACCAGCCAUUCAUGUUCUAUAGAUUCAAAAUAAAGAGGAGAAACAGAAAGGCAAAGAUUAAAUCCAGGAUAUGAGAGAUUUUCAACGGCAACAAAUCAGUCAAACGGGGGCGGACAAGAAAACGUCUCGUCAGCAACAGCAGAAGUCCAGCAAACUUUUUAUUUUUCUCACUCCCAAGGUGAGAACAGACCAAAGUCCAGUCGUGAUCGGUUCCACAUUACAGACACCGACAAAGCUGAAUUUUUUUUUUAUUUUUUUUUAUUUUAUUUUUUUUUGUCAGUCCGUGGUUGAAAUACAUUCAUCUCACGCUGCUCUAUUGUUUCGGACGCAUUGCGGCGGUGGAGAGAAUUAACACUGAAUUUGAGAAUUACACGGUGGGUUAUGAAUAUUCACUGUAUUUGAUCGAGACAGCGCUAGAGGAACUGCAUAACGGAAUAGCAAGAUCUCAGAUGACAACCAAGUAAUGUAAUUUUAAAACUAUUCUCCAACCCCUGAUCCUAUAAAGGGGUAAGAAAUCAAAACCGAAUUCCAUCCUGCCUGUCCUGAGGUGGCUGGACCACCAGUAUGGACCCCUGGCAAACACUGGUGUCCAGAUGUUCUGCAUGGUGGCAGAUGCAUACUCCACACACACUGAGAGCUUGUAUAUAUGAUGUGUGUAAACCCCUGGUGCCACUUCUGCUCUGCAUCACCACCCUAGUGGCUCUGAUUCUGUACGCUUUGGCAGAUAAUCUACAGAGCUUUGUAUGCAGGAUCUUCAUUCCCCAGUAUCAUUACCCUUAUGCAGUGCCACUUGCAUUCAUACAGGUGUUUCUAAAUCUCCUGGCAUUGCUGGCCUUGCAUGGUAUAGGUCUGAUUCAUCUGAAGCCUGUUUCACUGAAGCUGGCCGAGCGUUUGUUGGUGCCUGCAGUCUGUGGGAGCAUCCAGUGUGUUCUGGCCCUUUGGGCUGAGGCCAGUGCCCACUCUGGUCUGUACCCACUCAUCGCCCGCUUCCUCCCACUGGUCAGUCUGAGCUUGGGUCAUUUGUUUGCGCUGAGUAUGCCUGGAUCCAUCCAUGUUUCCUGUCUGCUAACAGCUGUCACUGUCGCCUCUGUCAGCGUAACAGCUUGUCAAGGACUGCAUACGAUGGAGCCUUUGGAAUACAUUUACUCUCCUCUCAGCCUGGUCCUCCACAGCCUGUCUCUAGUUUGGCUAGCUAAAGUUGCCCAAACAGAGCGAGGCCAUACCUCAGUCUUCGAUCUUUACUACACUCUCACAGUUACACGUUGUCUGUUAUUAGGGUUCCUGUGUGUUUUGCACCCUGAUGGCCCAGAGGCACUGGUUCAGGGCAGCUGGCACAGUCUGCUGUUUUUUGGAUACAUGCUUGGGUUGUUGCUGCUGGGUGCUGUGCAGCUUCUCUUUGUGGACAUAACAGCACUGUAUUUCUCUGCUCUCCCAGCAGCUGUGCUGCAUGCUACCAGAGGGCUGAUGCUCCCCCUGUUCAGUCUGUUAUAGGACAUACUGACUGAACAAUCAGAGUGUAGACCAUUCUGAGAAGCAACCAAUCAGUAAACAAAUAAUAGCCACUCAUAAGCAAUACAGUGUAGCAACCUUUAAAGGAAGAUUCCGGGUUCAGUACAAGUUGAGUACCAUCGACAGCAUUUACGGCAUAAUAUUAAUCACCAAAAAAUAAUUUCGACUUAUCAUCGUUCCUUUAAAAAAAAAAAAAAAAAAUUUGGGUUAUAGUGAGGCACUUACAGUGGAAGUGAAUUGAGCCAAUCUGUAAAUGUUCAAAUACUCAUUAUUUCAAAAAUACAGCCACAACAAUAUGUGUACAUGAUUUUAUUGUGAUAAAAUCGCUUACUAACCUUUUCUUUGUAAAUUUAUAUCCAUUAAACAACUUUAAAGCUCAAAUUAUACACACAUUUUAACAGCAGAAUUAAUGUAAGUGCUUUUAUAAAAUUAUAAGCUUCACAUCUGCCUUUAAACCCUCCAAAAAAUGGACCCCAUUCACUUUCAUUGUAAGUGCCUUAUUGUAACCUCGAUUUUUGCUUUUUAAAGAAAAGGUAGGAUGAGUCAAAGUUAUUUUUUGUGAUAAUCAACACUAUGCCACAAAUGCUGUUUAUUGAGCUUAACUUGUAUUAAACCCGGAACAUUCCCCUGAGAAUAACUAAUCAAAGACCACAUUAGGAGGUCAAUACAACUCUAGAAAAUUGUCAUUGAUGACGAUAACAGUAUUAAAACUGAAUUCAGAGGUACGACAACUUCGGAGCCAAGGUGAUUAUAAUGCAUUCAUGUAUAUGGUCAUGCCACCUGCAAGCAUUUAAUGUGUGACACCGCCUGUGUGUGGCAGCUCUCUUGGCUUGCAAAGAAACUAUGAAGCCUAUUUUUGAAACCAUUUAGAUUUUUUUUUUUUUAUUGUGUAUUUUUUAUGACAGUUAAGCAUAUGUCCCCCAAUUCUCAUAAAAGUAAUUAGUAUUUUUUUAUUUAAAUUGUAUUUUUAAAAGUAUUUAUACAUUAUGGUAGUACUUGUUGUACUGCCUUUAAUGCUGUAAAGUAAAAUGCUUGGUAAGAUUACAGUGUUCUUAAUUGUCAUGAAAAUCAUCUCAUGGUGCAAGAAAAUAAAAAACAUGCAUAUUUUUCUUUUGCAAAAUAUAAUGUACUUUCUUUUUUCCUUGGAAUUGUAGGUGAAAUAUGAACUCGAUAUGUUCUUGACAGGCUCUGUGAGAUUCACCCAAGUAGGCUAUGCCAUUACACAGUGAGAUAUAUAUAUAUAUACACACUGUAUAUAAUUAUUUAAAAUGCAGAAAACCUAUGACUCAUGUACAAGUUUAGCUCCUGUCAUACAGUACAAAAAUUACAGUAUUUUUGUUCAAAUGUGGAGCAAAUAAAACAUAUUGAUGAGGUUUUCUAAUUACCUCAACAU
Myxocyprinus asiaticus (Chinese sucker) is the source of this 2917-nucleotide messenger RNA. RefSeq lists its product as uncharacterized. The record is from RefSeq and is a predicted model, not a curated record. The transcript has 5 exons. Lineage: Eukaryota; Metazoa; Chordata; Actinopteri; Cypriniformes; Catostomidae. The coding region runs from base 580 to 1506 and encodes 308 amino acids.